UCCCCGGCCACCGCCACAUAAUCCGCGGCCAACUCUGCCGGCAGCAGGAGACGGUUCAUGGCUCGCGCCGCGGCUCCACCAUCUUCCAGGCUGCCGGGGCCGCCGCUGACGGUUAAUCAACAGAUAUACAGAUCAGCUCUCAAAAUGUCUUCUGUGUCUUCCGUGCAUCUUCUAAGACAAUUGCAUUAGCCUGCCUGCUAGUUGACUAAUAGAAUUAAUAAUUGUAAAAAGCACUCUAAAGCCACAUGCCUUAUGAAGUCAAUGCUGGGUAUGAUUUUACAAAUAUGGUCCGGAAAAAGAAUCCCCCUCUAAGAAACGUUGCUAGUGAAGGUGAGGUACAGACCCUUGAGUCUACAGGUACUGAAAGUGAAGAGUCUGGAAGGAAAAAAGAAUUUUCCACAGAGCAGAUGCAAGAAAACACUGACCAGCCUGAUGCGGCAGAGUUGAAUAACAAGGAGGAGCUUUGCACGCAUGUCCAAGAGCCAUCUUCCAGCAUUAAAAAGGACUUGAAAAGCUCAGUGCUGAGUGAAAAGGCUGGCUUCAAUUAUGAAAGCCACAAUAAGGGAGGAAAUGUUCCAUCCUUCCCUCAUGAUGAGGUGACAGACAGAAAUAUGCUGGCUUUCUCAUCUCCAGCUGUUGGGGGAAUCUGUGAGCCCUUGAAGUCUCCUCAGAAAUCAGAUGCAGAUGACACCCAAGAUGUGGUCUGUGCCCCAUCAGGAGAUGCAGCACAGACAAAUGAGGAGCAUCAGAUGUCGCCAAAAGCUUCAGAUGAAACAGCGCAAGUGCAAAGUGGUCAAACUGAUGGCCAAGGCUCAAGCCCGGUCCCCAUGGCCUCAAAAAACCCACAAGUGCCUUCAGAUGGGGGUUUAAGGCUGAACAAAUGUAAAGCAGAUUUGUUGGUAAAUGAUAACCCAGAUACGGCGCCUCUGUCUCCAGAGCUUCAGGACUUCAAAUGCAACAUCUGUGGGUAUGGUUACUACGGGAACGACCCCACAGAUCUCAUCAAACACUUCCGCAAGUACCACCUAGGACUGCACAACCGCACCAGGCAGGAUGCUGAGCUCGACACUAAAAUUUUGGCUCUCCACAACAUGGUGCAAUUCAGCCACUCCAAAGACUUCCAGAAAGUCAACCGCACUGUGCUUUCGGGGGUGCUGCAGGACAUCAAUUCCCAGAGGCCUGUCUUAUUAAAUGGGACUUACGAUGUGCAGGUUACUUUAGGUGGAACCUUUAUUGGAAUUGGGCGGAAAACUCCAGAUUGCCAAGGCAACACCAAGUACUUCCGCUGCAAAUUCUGCAAUUUCACCUACAUGGGCAACUCGUCCACUGAACUAGAGCAACACUUCCUACAGACUCACCCAAACAAAAUGAAAGCAGCCCUUCCCUCCUCUGAUUCUGGUAAAACUUCAGAGAAAAACUCCAAUAAAUCCAGUCCUACUCUUCGACCAUGUGAUUCUGGAGACUUGGGGAAGUGGCAAGACAGAAUCACUGUAAAAGCAGGAGAUGAUACACCAGUUGGAUAUUCGGUGCCCAUCAAGCCAAUAGAUUCCGCUAGACAAAAUGGUACCGAUACAACCAGUUACUACUGGUGUAAAUUUUGCAGUUUCAGCUGUGAGUCGUCCAGCUCAUUGAAACUAUUAGAACAUUACAGCAAACAGCAUGGGGUAAACCAGUCAGGAAGCCAUCACCCAGAUAUGAAUGAUAAGCUUUCUAGGGGAUCUGUCAUUAACCAGAAUGAUCUAGCCAAAAAUGCAGAUGGGGAGUUAGUGACAAAGACAGAAAAGGGUGCGAGUGUGGCAAAAAAGAAAGACUUGACUAGCAAAGGAGCAGAGGACAGCAUGGUGACAAGCUACAACUGUCAGUUCUGUGACUUUAGGUACUCGAAGAGCCAUGGCCCAGAUGUAAUAGUGGUGGGCCCACUUCUUCGUCACUAUCAGCAGCUACACAACAUUCAUAAGUGUACCAUUAAGCACUGUCAGUUCUGUCCCCGAGGCCUCUGCAGCCCAGAAAAGCACCUUGGAGAAAUUACUUAUCCAUUUGCUUGCAGAAAAAGUAAUUGUUCCCACUGUGCUCUCUUGCUUUUGCACCUGUCUCCAGGGGUGACAGGAAGCUCUAGAGUCAAACACCAGUGCCAUCAGUGCUCAUUCUCCACUCCUGACGUAGAUGUUCUCCUGCUUCACUAUGAGAAUGCACAUGAAGCCCAAGUGUCUGAUGUCAAACCUGAAACAAAUACCCUGCAAGGUGCAGAUGGGCCGCUGACUCUCAAAGAGAACAAAGAACACUCAUGUACCAAAUGUGACUUUACCACCCAGGUGGAAGAAGAGAUUUCCCGACACUACAGGAGAGUACACAACUGCUACAAGUGCCGUCAGUGCAGCUUCACGGCUGUGGACACACAGUCGCUACUCGAGCACUUCAACACUGUGCACUGUCAGGAGACAGAUGUCACUACAGCCAAUGGGGAGGACAGUCACGGUGUUUCGGCUAUCAAGGAAGAGCCAAAAAUUGAUCUCAAGGUCUACAGUCUGAUUAAUCCAGACCCCAAGAUGGGGGAGCCCAUGUCUGACAGCAUAGUCAAGAGGGAAAAGAUAGAAGAUAAGGAAGUGCUUAAGGAGAAAGGUUGGACUGACAGUCCCGGUGAUGAUCUUCGCAAUGUGCCCUGGAGAGGAACAGACAUUUUGAGAGGGAGCCCAUCAUACACACAGACCAGUUUGGGCUUAUUGACCCCAGUGUCCGUUGGCCAAGAGCAGCCAAAGCCUUUAAGGGAUAGUCCAAAUGUAGAAGCUGCCCAUCUGGCACGGCCCAUGUAUGGCUUGGCUGUGGAGAGCAAGGGCUUCCUGCAGGGAGUGCCGGCCGGAGCAGCGGAGAAAGCCGGGCAGCUCACCCAGCCCUACCCUGGAUCCGGGGAUGGCAAGGCCAAGGAUGAAUCCCAGUCCCUACUGCGGGCUGCUAUCAGUGAUCAGCGAGAGACUGUGUCCAGUACAAAUGAGUCCAAAUAUGCAAGGAGACGUAGAGGCUCGGGUGUUUUUUGUGCCAAUUGCCUGACCACAAAGACCUCUCUCUGGCGAAAGAAUGCAAAUGGUGGAUAUGUAUGCAAUGCGUGUGGCCUCUACCAGAAGCUUCACUCGACUCCCAGGCCUUUAAACAUCAUAAAGCAGAACAAUGGUGAGCAGAUCAUUAGAAGACGAACAAGAAAGCGCCUUAACCCGGAGGCACUUCAGGCUGAGCAGCUAAACAAACAGCAGAGGGGUAGCAGUGAGGAGCAAGUCAAUGGAAGCCCCUUAGAGAGGAGGUCAGAGGAUCACUUAACUGAAGGUCAUCAGAGAGAAAUUCAGCUUCCCAGCCUCAGUAAAUAUGAGGCCCAAGGUUCAUUGACUAAAAGCCAUUCUGCUCAGCAGCCAAUAUUGGUCAGCCAAUCUCUGGAUAUUCACAAAAGGAUGCAACCUUUGCACAUUCAGAUAAAAAGUCCUCAGGAAAGUACUGGAGACCCAGGCAACAGUUCAUCCAUAUCAGAAGGGAAAGGAAGCUCAGAGAGAGGCAGCCCGAUAGAAAAGUAUAUGAGACCUGCGAAACACCCAAACUAUUCACCACCUGGAAGCCCUAUUGAAAAAUACCAGUACCCACUUUUUGGACUUCCGUUUGUACACAAUGACUUUCAGAGUGAAGCUGACUGGCUGAGAUUCUGGAGUAAAUAUAAGCUGUCUGUUCCUGGGAAUCCACACUACUUGAGUCAUGUGCCUGGCCUACCAAAUCCUUGCCAAAACUAUGUGCCUUAUCCCACCUUUAAUCUGCCUCCUCAUUUUUCAGCUGUUGGAUCAGACAAUGACAUUCCUCUAGAUUUGGCGAUAAAGCAUUCCAGACCUGGGCCAACUGCAAAUGGUGCCUCCAAGGAAAAGAGUAAGGCACCACCAACUGUAAAAAAUGAAGGUCCCUUGAAUGUAGUAAAAACAGAGAAAGUUGAUAGAAGUACUCAAGAUGAACUUUCUACCAAGUGUGUGCACUGUGGCAUUGUCUUUCUGGAUGAAGUGAUGUAUGCUUUGCAUAUGAGUUGCCAUGGUGACAGUGGACCUUUCCAGUGCAGCAUAUGCCAGCAUCUUUGCACGGACAAGUAUGACUUCACAACUCACAUCCAGAGGGGCCUACACAGGAACAAUGCACAAGCUGAAAAGAAUGGAAAACCUAAAGAGUAAACCUUAGCACUUAGCACAAUUAAACAGAAAUAGGUUUCCUUGAUGGGAAUUCAAUAGCUUGUAAUGUCUUGUGAAGACCUAUAAAGCACUUCAUAUAGAGAGCAUGCCUUAUCCAAUAUUAAACCCCUUGUCUUUUCUUUUUCUUCCUUUUUCUUAUUUUUUUUUUAAUUUUUAUUUUUGUUUUUUUUGUUUUUUUUUCUUUUA
This is a messenger RNA of Lagopus muta (rock ptarmigan), 4394 nucleotides long. It is a transcript of the gene TRPS1, whose product is annotated as transcriptional repressor GATA binding 1. Gene Ontology annotation, cellular component: nucleus. The transcript is spliced from 8 exons. Gene Ontology annotation, biological process: regulation of transcription by RNA polymerase II. Gene Ontology annotation, molecular function: RNA polymerase II transcription regulatory region sequence-specific DNA binding; zinc ion binding; DNA-binding transcription factor activity. The coding region runs from base 246 to 4190 and encodes 1314 amino acids. The record is from RefSeq and is a predicted model, not a curated record. Lineage: Eukaryota; Metazoa; Chordata; Aves; Galliformes; Phasianidae.